Messenger RNA from Serendipita indica DSM 11827, 1056 nucleotides. Lineage: Eukaryota; Fungi; Basidiomycota; Agaricomycetes; Sebacinales; Serendipitaceae. The record is from the annotation of a GenBank genome assembly.
AUGCACACUGGAGGUCCGUUUACUGGCUCUGGGAAGCAUUUCAAUCCCUCAACCGAUAUAACCCAGCUAUAUUCACAGCAGCACUCUGGUUCACUCGAAGGAUCACCUCUGUUCUCCACCGCUUCGAGCCAGAACUCUUUGCUCUUCGACGACGCGACAUAUUCGUAUGGAACCAUGUUCUCGCCACCUCCUGUGUCGCUUGUGCCUAUCAAUUAUGGCGUCGGAGUUGCGCCCCCUCCGACCUCCGUCGGUCUCGGCCCUGUCAUUGGGGGACAUCAGCCAACCGACUUAUCCUUUGCCCGUCUCUUCGACUCCUCCCAAGCGCUAGAGCACCCCAGCUAUGCAAACAUGGGAUCCCCGCCUAUGGGCGUAGACGCUCUCGGGUUUGCGACACAACUUCACGGCGUCCCCCCAUUCGGGCUGACUCCCGGAUAUUCCACCCAGCUCGACAAACUUGUCUUCCAAGGGAAUAAUAAUCCUACUCCCAGUCAUGCCAUCGAUGAUCCCAGGGUGUACCGCGCUGAUGUGGAUGUUUAUGCAUUGCCUAUUCCCCGCGGCGAUGGCCACAUCCAACCGUCUAAUCCAUUCGAGACUGGCCCCCAUCUCGAUAUUCUGCUCGAUGCAAGCGAAAAAGAGACGAUGGAUAGCACGACCACGACGCCGGAUCCUGGUACCUCUCCAGCAGACCCUGUUGACGACAACGAGGGUAUCCACAUACAGUCGACGGAUAUAGGUUCCUCAUCGACCGAAACUGUCAGCGGGCAACAGAAUACUGCCGAGAGUAUCGAAGGACUUCCGUUGCAAAAGAUCGAUCCAUACCUCCAAAGGAAGCCUCUCCCAUCGAGCGAAACUGGUGUGGGAUCUCGGAAUGGGACAGAGAGUUGGACAUUUAAUCCCAACUCGUCCUCAACGCACGCAAAGGCGUCAUAUACGCGUUCAAUCUGGUCUCCAGUCUACCUCCGCCUCACAGAAGCGUGGAAGAAGGUAUACAACGGAGUCGGAUCUUCCGCUAAUGAGGCAAGUCCUGCGACCCCUCUGGAUGGAUGUGAUGAAUGA